AUCCAACUCAUCCAAGCGAAUGAGCAGUUAAUUAUUUUCAUUACAAGCGCGCCGUUUUACACAAGCAGAAGACUAUCUAUACGUCAAACAUGGUUGUCUCUCUUGGUAAGCAACUCUGUUGCGCGAGGACGAUCUAACAUUCGAACACUGAUGAAAAACCCUUCAAAUUCAUCUAGUAACUUGGUUAUCCACUACUGGUUUGUUUGCGGACAUGACACAAAAGUGGACGUUGAAUCCGCCGUGCGGAAUGAAAGCGCCGUUUACGGCGACAUCUUAAGGCUGAACUACACAGAAUCCUAUUCACUACUUGCCUUCAAGACUAUGAGCUCUUUGUGGCUUGCUUCUGUCAUGGACAUUCAGGUUAUCGUCAAAGUGGACGAUGACGUAUAUUUGCACGUUCCUAAGAUGAUUUGGUGGCUGAAAACGUCUUCUAUACCCGAGAAGCUAUAUGCUGGCGCUGUGGUAAACGGGGGAGAAGUUAUUAGAAAUCCAAAGCAUAAAUGGUUCGUUAGUGAAAAAUUUCUGAACGACACUUUGUUCCCUCCAUACUGUAACGGGCCCUUUUUUAUUUUAUCUAAAAGCAGUCUUCUCGAAUUACUUAAGGUUUCCUCAAAUGAAGGCCUGACACCUUUUCCUUUAGAAGACGCCUAUAUAGGAAUAUUGGCGAAAAGAGCUGGAAUC
Porites lobata is the source of this 681-nucleotide messenger RNA. The record is from the annotation of a GenBank genome assembly. NCBI's taxonomy places the organism in Eukaryota, Metazoa, Cnidaria, Anthozoa, Scleractinia, Poritidae.